Molecule: messenger RNA, 1910 nt
Organism: Paramisgurnus dabryanus
Lineage: Eukaryota; Metazoa; Chordata; Actinopteri; Cypriniformes; Cobitidae
Gene: aspscr1
Product: ASPSCR1 tether for SLC2A4, UBX domain containing
Biological process (GO): signal transduction; intracellular protein transport; glucose homeostasis
Cellular component (GO): cytoplasm; nucleus; vesicle membrane
Molecular function (GO): protein binding
Source: RefSeq, a predicted model, not a curated record
GUCAAAUAAACAUCGUGACGUCACAGUGUCAUGGCGGCGAGCGGUUCGGCAGUGUCAGUAUUAACUCCAAACGGCAGAAGACAAACAGUAAAAGUGUCUCCAAACACACCGUUAUUACAGGUUCUUGAGGAUGUGUGCAAGAAACAUGACUUUAAUCCUGAUGAAUAUGGACUCAAGUUUCAGAGGACCGUUCUAGAUUUGACUCUGCAGUGGAGGUUUGCCAGUCUGCCAAAUAAUGCCAAAUUGGAGAUUGUGCCAUGUUCACGUAAUCAGAUGGCAACAGAGAGUGUGGUCCGAAUCGCCCUGCAGUUGGAGGACGGCUCGCGUCUUCAGGGAAAUUUCUCCAACGGGAAGACCUUAUGGGAUCUACUGAGCAAUUUUCCUGAGACCAGGAUGGUUGAACAGGAGGCGUCUGGACCCACACCAGUCUGUGUUUACAUGAGGGAUGAGAUCAGUGGUGAGGCGGCGCUGAAGAAAACCACCUUAAAGUCUCUGGGUCUCACAGGAGGAAGUGCCAUCAUAAGAUAUGUACUUAAAGCCACCCCUGAUCCAGGUGAGCUUAAGGAUGCUGUCACUACUCCACCGGAGGCCGUCGCCAAGGCAACCGCAUCACAGCCUCCUCCUCCAUCAGAACCAUUGACCCUCCCCGAUCAGCCAGAGCAGGCCACACCUGUUCCUGUACCUGUGAAGACCCCAGCUCCACCUGCUGAGGUCAUUGCCCAGGUGAAGCAGACACUCGAAGAGCCUGACAAAGGCCAAGAGCAAAGUGUGCGACCUAAAACUAAACCAGCUGCUGAUUCCAAACUAAUGACACAUACAGACGAUGAGCGACCGAGUACAUCCCAACAACAACAGAGCUCCGCCCACUCGGCCACGCCUUGUAAUGUUGUGCCAUUUUCUGGAGGUGGUCAUCGUCUGGGAGGUCCUGGGUCGAGUGGAAUGAAGACUUCAACAUCAUGGACGUCUUCUGUAUCCGCCAGCCCACCCAAAGCUAAGAAACCCAAACCGAACCUUGACGUCAAAUCUGUGCAGCCUGUCGACAGAGAGCCGCUGGUCUUUCAUCUGGACUCAGGAGGAGCUCGACACCAUGAUGAUGGAGAUUUACCGGAUGAGUUUUUUGAGGUGACAGUGGAUGAUGUGAGGAAGAGAUUCGCACAACUGAAGAGUGAGAGGAGAGCUCUUGAAGAAGCUCCUCUCAUGACUAAAUCUCUCCGAGAGAAUCAGAUGGAGGAGAAGUUAGACAGGUAUCCAACGGUGGUGUUGAGAAUCCAGUUUCCAGACCGCCAUGUUCUGCAGGGUUUCUUCAGACCUCUAGAAACAGUUGGUGAUGUGAGAGAUUUCAUCAAAUCUCAUCUGCAGGAUCCACAAGUGCAGUUUUACCUUUUUGUUGCUCCACCUAAAACCAUCCUGGAUGAUCCCAGUGUCACACUCUUCCAGGCGAGUCUUUUCCCUGCUGCUGUCGUGUACUUUGGCUCAGAUGUGAGAACAGACUGUUAUCUGCACACUGAUCAUCUGGAUCACAGCGUCUCCGCCCUACAGGCAGACCAGAUCAUCACAGGCUGUAUGCCGCGCUCUCCACUUCCCGUCACUUCAUCCGUCUCGUCUGAAGAUGCUCUUGAAGAUGAAGUGUUAACAGCUGAAUCGUCUGGUUCCUCCGGCCAGCAGAGGGCGAUGGAGGGCGACUCCGGCUCUCAAAGCUCAGCAUCCAAACCCAUAAAAACCGACCCCAGCAAAGUGCCCAAGUGGCUUAAAUUAUCAGGUAAGAAAUAAAUCUGAAGCAGAUCUGGAAACCAGAAGAAGAGCAGGAAUUAUCCGGCUGAUGACCGUAGUGACACAACUGUGACAUCACAGAUGUAGAUUGGUGAUUUCGCCAUAAUUCAUUCAAUUAAAAUCAUGUUGUCAAUUGCCAA